Messenger RNA from Scheffersomyces stipitis CBS 6054, 1320 nucleotides. RefSeq lists its product as uncharacterized. The transcript has a single exon. NCBI's taxonomy places the organism in Eukaryota, Fungi, Ascomycota, Pichiomycetes, Serinales, Debaryomycetaceae. Bases 1 to 1320 code for a protein of 439 amino acids. The record is from RefSeq and is a predicted model, not a curated record.
AUGGAAGUAGACUCCUCUCUUGAUAUAAUAUCUCCACAUGAUGAAUUUCAGCUGGACGAGUACAAACUCGAUUUGGCCGACUUCAUUAGCGAAGAAGACUCCCCAUUCAUAGAGAACGAGCAAGAAGACAUCAGAAUCCACAGUCCAGUUAAGAAGCAAAAGACAAACGUAUUUUCAACAGAUUUCCUUCAUCUUGGACCUUUACUAAACAACAGCCGAGUUCAGCUUCAACCAGAUGUGAAAGAAUCGCACGUCAUAACCAAUGAAUUGUUCCAAGUGACCUCCAAUUUGAGGAAGUCUGUCUCCAGAGAGAGUCAGGAUAUCUUCAAAUUCGACGAUGACUCAGACUUUUUCCCCAAAAAGAGAUUGAAUAACGACAAGGUUGAAAAGCUUGUUCAUGACUUAGGCUCCACCAAAAGUAAAUCGGGCGAACUCUUUGAUUUCGAACUAGACGAUCAAUUGCGUACCCGUUUCUACAAAGGCAGAUUCAACAAGGUCAACCAAUUCAGUAUAGAGCAGAACGAUGACGUGGACUCGCAGAUUCUGACUUAUCUUGGAGGAUCUUCGUCUUUUCUUCCCAAGAAGAACAACGACAACAAAGAGAACUUGUCUCCCUUCCCAGAUCCUUUGAAGUCUGUCAAUACCAAGGAGAACUUCUCCAUCAAGAAGUCCAACAAGACAUUUUUCAGACCACCCAGAAGAAAUCAAGGCAGAGCGUCGAUUCCAGUGCUCAAGCCUUUGUCAAACUUGGCUAAUGUAGACUUCAAGAAGAGCGAAUCACCCUUAGUUCUGAACAUAAACUCCAACAAACGCCUUUGUUCUCCUCACCAUAGAAAAAACAUUGCCAUAAAACCCAGUCGCAAAUUGACACAGACAAAUCACAAUAUAUUUGUGGUAGAGUCCCUGACAGGGCUAGUCAACGAUGCCACCAAAUUCGGUACAGAACUUAAUGCUUCCAGUUGUGAAGAUUUCCCAUUACCAGAAUAUGCCAACGAAAUAGUCCAGAUUCCUACCAACGAAGACUCUCAUAAUAAAGUGCAGAAGAUGGCCAUAAUAAAGUUGGUGCCAAAUAGACUGUUUUCACAAACUACUGCUGCGGAUUCCACGACAGAACAGAGAGGAUUUUACAACGCCGAGCAAUACCGGAAGUAUAAGGAAGAUCUCUCCUUUGUUCAGGAAGAUUCAGGAGUUGAAGUGAUUGGCCAGACUCUUAAUAACGACUUCAACCAAAGCAGCAGCAGUAGCCACAAGUCUGCAACGCCCUCAAACAAUACAAAAAAGACACGAGAAGUACAUUGGCCCGAUACUUUAGAGUGGUAG